AUGGCGCAGUGCGUGCGUCGGCUGGUGCUGGCGGCGACGCUCGCCGCUGCGGUGGCGCUGCUGCUGUGCACGAGCAGUGCGCCGGUGGCGCGUGCUGAUGGGACGGGCAACUUCACUGAGGAGCAGCGGACGCACACGCUGGCGGUGCUGCAGGCGUUUGGGCGUGCGAUCCCUGAGCUUGAGAAGAAGUGGACGGGCAACGACUUCUGCUCGUGGGACCACGUAGCGUGCGUGUCAGUCAACGUCUUCGUAGGUCUCAAUGUUUCGACGUAUGCCGGCACGCUGCCGGAGAUACCUGUGAACGUCGACUACAGGCACGUCAUGAUCCGGGACCUGGGGUUCUGGAAUAUGCCACUGCUGAGCGGGACGCUGCCGGACAGCUGGAGCCAACUGGGAGGACUGCUCUCCGUUACGUUGUCGGGCUGCGGCGUGAGCGGUACACUGCCCGCCUCAUGGGGCUUGAUGGUUCGUUUACGUGAAUUGACUGUGAGAGAUUGCAGGCACCUCACCGGCAGCCUGCCUUCUUUGUGGAGCUGGCUGCCUAAUUUACAGAAGCUGGUGCUGAGGCAACUGCAGCUGAGCGGUACGCUGCCGGCUGAGUGGAGCCGGGUGACGUCAUUGCUUGAGCUGGAGAUCGUUGCUGCAGGCGACAUCACCGGCACGCUGCCGCCCGAGUGGAGCUCGAUAAAAUCGCUGAGAACUCUUAAUCUGGAGGGUACUCAGGUCUCCGGCACACUGCCCCCGGGAUGGAGUGAGAUGAAAUCGCUGACCAAUCUCGAGCUGGAGGGUACUCAGGUCUCCGGCAGUCUGCCGCCCCAGUGGGUCUCGAUGGCAUCGCUGAGAACUCUUAAUCUGGAGGGUACUCAGGUCUCCGGCACACUGCCCCCGGGAUGGAGUGAGAUGAAAUCGCUGACCAAUCUCGAGCUGGAGGGUACUCAGGUCUCCGGCACGCUGCCCCCAGGAUGGAGCUCGAUAAAAUCGCUGAGAACUCUUAAUCUGGAGGGUACUCAGGUCUCCGGCACACUGCCCCCGGGAUGGAGUGAGAUGAAAUCGCUGACCAAUCUCGAGCUGGAGGGUACUCAGGUCUCCGGCACGCUGCCUCCAGGAUGGAGUGAGAUGAAAUCGCUGAGAACUCUUAAUCUGGAGGGUACUCAGGUCUCCGGCGCGCUGCCCCCAGGAUGGGGUGAGAUGAAAUCGCUGACCAAUCUCUAUCUGGAGGGUACUCAGCUCUCCGGCAGUCUGCCCACGGAAUGGAGAGGGAUGAAAUCGCUGACCAAUCUCUAUCUGGAGGGUACUCAGGUCUCCGGCAGUCUGCCGCCCCAGUGGAGCUCACUGACAUCGCUGAGAACCCUUGAUCUGGAGGGUACUCAGGUCUCCGGCAGGCUGCCGCCCGAGUGGAGCAGGAUGUUGAGUGCCGAGAACCUGCAGCUGGAGCACUGCGACCUGUCCGGCAGUCUGCCGCCCGAGUGGUCUGCGAUGCCAAGGCUGCGUCUUGUCGGACUGAGGGGCAACCACUUCUGCGGGUGUGUGCCGGACUCGUGGGGCAAGAAUGCUGGUCUCCUUGUAAGAAUCGAGGACGAGCACAAGGGCAGGGACUGCAGGCUCGGUAACGACUGCCGCACGACUGAACCCACCACCACUGCUACCCCAACAAACACGCCUACUCCUGCGCCCGCUCCCUAG
This is a messenger RNA of Leishmania major strain Friedlin, 1683 nucleotides long. Its product is annotated as putative surface antigen protein. Lineage: Eukaryota; Euglenozoa; Kinetoplastea; Trypanosomatida; Trypanosomatidae. Gene Ontology annotation, biological process: hormone-mediated signaling pathway. The coding region runs from base 1 to 1683 and encodes 560 amino acids. The record is from RefSeq and is a predicted model, not a curated record. Gene Ontology annotation, cellular component: plasma membrane. The transcript has a single exon. Gene Ontology annotation, molecular function: protein binding.